Gallus gallus (chicken) is the source of this 1537-nucleotide messenger RNA. It is a transcript of the gene CHIR1A1, whose product is annotated as T-cell-interacting, activating receptor on myeloid cells protein 1-like. The record is from RefSeq and is a predicted model, not a curated record. The coding region runs from base 132 to 737 and encodes 201 amino acids. The transcript has 3 exons. NCBI's taxonomy places the organism in Eukaryota, Metazoa, Chordata, Aves, Galliformes, Phasianidae.
GACCCUCCCUGUCGCUGCACCCCAGCCAUGGGGUUUCCCUGGGGGACACUGUCACCCUGCGAUGCCACCUACCCCAGCCGGCUGCCUGGGUUGAGCUCUACCAGGAUGGACUUUUGAGAUCCUACAAGGACAUGGACAAGCAUCAGGUCAUGGCUGAGUUCUCCUUGGUUUGUGUAAAGCCGGAAGAUGCAAUGAAGUAUUGGUGCCAGUACCGGGUUUUGGAGCCACCGGGGGUAUCAGAGAAGAGUGUCCCCAUCGAAUUGGUGGUGACAGAUCAUCGAUAUUCCCCACCUAACAUUUCCAUCAGCCACAAAAAAAUUGCGGAAGUGGGAACCAAUGUCACCAUCCAGUGCUGCAAUCAGGGCUAUGGGGGCAUCAUCUUCUUGCACAAGGACGGGCACUCAGCCCCUGUCCAGCACCAGGAACCCCGUGGCGGGGGCACAGCCACCUUCAUCCUUGUUGCGGUGACCCCAGCUGACAGUGGCACCUACAGGUGCUCCUAUCACACCAAGGCCUCCCUCUUUGUGUCCUCACCCCUUGGGGACAGCGUAACGCUGGAGGUGACUCCCACACCUGCACCCCCAGGUGCUGAGUUGGUGUCCCGUGGGAACCUGGUGGUGGCAGUGGUGAGGGGCUGCGCUGCUGCCCUCAUCUUUGGCCUCGGCAUCUUCUUUGUCAUCGAUGCCCCCAGCCUCUGGAUACAGAGAGAUGAGAGUCUGGGUCGGGAAGGGAUUUAAUGGCUUGGAUCUCCUGUACAUCUCCUACACAUCUCCCCAGUUUUCCCCUUCCACUCCUUUCAUUCCUCUGUAGAAUCCACCAGGUGUACCAUUGCAUCCACUAUACAUUGCCUAUCGAUUCCCUCAGAUGUUCUCUGCCCCCAUCCCACCACCUAUAAAUCCAUCAUGUAUCCCCUGCCUCCCCUUCCAGACCCUAUAAAUUAUCUAGUCCCAGUCAUCUUGUGCAUCUGUGUCCAUCCUUUAUUGAUCCAUAAUAAAUCCACCCAAGCAUUACCUGCCUCCUCUUGCAUCCCCUGUCUAUUCUCACAAGUCCAACAAGUUUCACACCCCCUUCAUCCCCCAUAACCCCACAAUGCUCCCCUUCUGUUUUGACUCCGGUGCCUACCCACAAAUUCCUGAGGCUGUGCACUUCUAGAUAGGUCUUUGGGUCAGGGACCCCUGAUCUCAGCCUGUUCCUGGGCGCCCCAUACUCCAUCUGGAACCCAAAUCCCUGCCCAUGAGGAACCCCGGGAUCCCCCAAAUCAGAUGGCUUACUCUAACCUUGUGUGAUGCCCCAAAAUCCUGACCAGGGGGAAGCACAAAUCUGCAUUGUGGAGAUCCCCCAGGGCCCAAAUCAAAGUCCUUGCACCAACUGGGGAAAACCCCGCCAUAAACAUCCCCCUGACAGUGUGGGCAAUCCAUACAAUGUAAUAGGACCCCCAAAAGGCACACAUAUUUACUCUCAAUAUCGGACCAGUGUUACCCCAAAUCAAAGUCCCCCCACAUCCCCAAACACACCAUCACUGACCACACCCACACAC